AUAGUUGUCAGAGGUGUUGAACUUAUGUUAGAAGCAUCAAAAGUGGUGUGCGAGCUUCCGUACGGGAUUUAGCAUGAAAUCAGAGAGUAGUAAAGUUUGGGGUGAUAGGAAGGAGAGAAAAUUGAAUUUGUCGGUUUCAGAAAAGCUGAUUUAUGCCGAGAAGCCUGUUUGAGGUUGUUUUUACGAGGCAGUUAGCUCGAGACAAACGCGAGCAAACUCAUCAUAGGGCUGUUCCGUCAAGUCAGGUAUUUGCCGCAGAAUACACUUUGAUAUGUAAAAUAUUUGACUAUCAAAAGCCUUAUAUUUGUUUUAUGGAUGGGGUGACCAUGGGCUUUGGCAUUGGUCUUUCAGGCCACGGUCGUUAUCGUAUCAUUACUGAGCGAACUCUUUUAGCAAUGCCAGAAAAUGGAAUUGGCUUGUUCCCUGAUGUUGGCUUUGCUUAUAUAGCUGCACAAAGCCCUGGAGGUGGCGCUGUUGGUAGUUACCUUGCAAUGACUGGUAAAAGAAUUUCAUCUCCUGCCGAUGCAUUGUAUGCUGGCCUUGGAACUCAUUACGUACCAUCUGGAAGCUUGGCAUCUCUUAGAGUGGCUUUUCACUCAUACAACUUCUCUGGGGACACCCACGCAGAUGUGCAAACAAUUUUAGCACAAUACAAUAAGGAGCCCAAUUCUGAUGCUCCUCUGAGGAUUGCUUUUACCCCAUAUUCUGAUGCUCCUCUGAGAUUGCUUUUACCCCAUAUAUCAUCAUCAUUUGGCAAAGAGAAAACGGUUUCUGAAACAAUUGAAGAACUAAAGAAGCUUGAACUAAAUACUAAUGGACAAGUCUCUGAGUGGGCUCAUGAUGCUCUUCAAGGUCUCGGGAAAGGUGCACCUUUUUCUCUGUAUUUGACCCAGAAGCAUUUCUCUGAAGUUGCAUCCGCACAUGGAAAUGCUGAACAUCAUUUAUCAAAACUUCAUGGUGUAAUGAAGGUUGAAUAUCGAAUAGCAUUGAGAUCUUCACUUCGUAAUGAUUUUACUGAAGGUGUAAGAGCUGUAUUGGUGGACAAAGAUCAGGUCAGAUAAUCAGUCCAAACCCCCAACCAAUAUC
This is a messenger RNA of Phalaenopsis equestris, 1086 nucleotides long. Its product is annotated as 3-hydroxyisobutyryl-CoA hydrolase-like protein 3, mitochondrial. The transcript has 8 exons. Gene Ontology annotation, cellular component: cytosol. Gene Ontology annotation, biological process: L-valine catabolic process. The record is from RefSeq and is a predicted model, not a curated record. NCBI's taxonomy places the organism in Eukaryota, Viridiplantae, Streptophyta, Magnoliopsida, Asparagales, Orchidaceae. Bases 153 to 1061 code for a protein of 302 amino acids. Gene Ontology annotation, molecular function: 3-hydroxyisobutyryl-CoA hydrolase activity.